AUGUUCCGUCCUGUGUUGAAGGUGAGGCCAUCGUUCUCGUACCCAUAUAGCAUUGUUUCUUCGAGGUCAGUGAGACUAGCAUCUACUGCCACUGCCAACGCUAACACUGCCGCUGCCACUUCUACAGUUGCUGCCCAUGGUACCCAGGAGACGCCCUUUGACUUUGAAGGCCACUUCGAGAGCGAGUUGGCCAAGAAGAGACUGGAUAAGUCGUACAGGUACUUCAAUAACAUCAACAGGCUUGCGAAGGAGUUCCCCUUGGCUCACCGUCAGUUAGAGGACGAUAAAGUCACUGUGUGGUGUUCCAACGAUUACUUGGCUUUGUCUAAGAACCCCCAAGUCUUGGACGCUAUGCGCAAGACCAUCGACAAGUACGGUGCUGGUGCAGGUGGUACCAGAAACAUUGCCGGCCACAACAUUCCAACCAUGAGACUGGAGGCUGAGCUAGCGGCCUUGCACAAGAAGGAAGGUGCUCUAGUGUUCUCCUCUUGUUAUGUUGCCAACGAUGCCGUCAUCUCUCUAUUGGGUCAAAAGGUGAAGGACUUGGUGAUCUUCUCCGAUGAACUAAACCAUGCCUCCAUGAUCGUUGGUAUUAAGCACGCCAACAGACCUAAGCACAUCUUCAGACACAACGACUUGGCUCAGCUGGAGGAGAUGCUACAGAUGUAUCCAAAGUCUACUCCAAAGUUGAUCGCUUUCGAGUCUGUCUACUCUAUGGCUGGUUCUGUUGCAGACAUCAACAAGAUAUGUGACUUAGCUGAGAAAUACGGUGCGCUAACUUUCCUAGAUGAAGUGCAUGCCGUCGGUCUAUACGGUCCACAUGGUGCCGGUGUCGCUGAGCAUUGUGACUUCGAAGCCCACCGUGUUGCAGGUAUCGCCACUCCACCACAAGGUGACAACGGUAGACUCAGAACAGUCAUGGACCGUGUUGAUAUGAUUACCGGUACUUUGGGUAAGUCCUUCGGUACUGUUGGUGGUUACGUCGCUGCUUCGAGCAAGCUAAUCGACUGGGUUAGAUCUUACGCCCCAGGUUUCAUCUUCACCACUACCUUGCCUCCAGCUGUCAUGGCUGGUGCUGCUGAGGCCAUCAGAUUCCAACGUUCUCACUUGAACUUAAGACAAGAUCAACAAAGGCACACCGCAUACGUCAAGAAAGGUUUGCAUGAUCUUGGCAUUCCAGUUAUUCCUAACCCAUCCCACAUUGUCCCAGUUCUAAUUGGUAACCCAGAUUUGGCUAAGCAAGCCUCUGAUAUUCUAAUGGAAAAGCAUCGCAUCUAUGUUCAAGCUAUCAACUUCCCAACUGUUUCUCGUGGUACCGAGAGAUUGAGAAUUACUCCUACCCCAGGUCACACAAACGAUCUAUCUGAUAUUUUGAUUGCUGCAGUCGAUGAUGUCUUUAAUGAAUUGCAAUUGCCACGUAUCAGAGAUUGGGAAAUGCAAGGUGGUCUAUUGGGUGUCGGUGACAAGAACUUCGUCCCAGAACCAAAUCUAUGGACUGAAGAGCAACUAUCUUUCAGCAACGAGGAUUUGAACUCUAACGUCUUUGAGCCAGUUAUCGACCAACUUGAAGUUUCCAGUGGUGUCAAAUUAUAA
This is a messenger RNA of Nakaseomyces glabratus, 1593 nucleotides long. RefSeq names its product 5-aminolevulinate synthase (gene HEM1). The record is from RefSeq and is a predicted model, not a curated record. Lineage: Eukaryota; Fungi; Ascomycota; Saccharomycetes; Saccharomycetales; Saccharomycetaceae. Gene Ontology annotation, molecular function: 5-aminolevulinate synthase activity; pyridoxal phosphate binding. Gene Ontology annotation, cellular component: mitochondrion. Gene Ontology annotation, biological process: heme biosynthetic process.